GGGGUCUGGGAGGUGGGGGCGGGUGGCGGAGCCUGUGAAGCUGCCGCCGGGAGAGUGUGACUGAGGCGCUGAGAGAUACCAACUUGGUGCCUGAGUGAAAAAGCUUUUUCCAGAAUGGCUUUGAAUUGCUACUGGGGAGUCUUGGCAGUCUGUGUGAUGACUUUUCCAAGCACACUUUGUUUCCAGCAGGACCAGUCCAGAGUGUUACUAUUAUCUUUUGAUGGAUUUCGAUGGGAUUACAUUUAUAAAUUCCCAACGCCUAACUUUCAUUAUAUCAUGAAGAAUGGUGCUCAUGUUAAACAGGUUACUAAUGUGUUUAUUACAAAAACUUAUCCUAAUCAUUAUACAAUGGUGACAGGUCUCUAUGCAGAGAGCCAUGGCAUAGUCGCUAAUGAAAUGUAUGAUCCUGUCCUGAACAAAACUUUCUCCCUGAACAGCAUGAACAUCUAUAAUUCAAAGUUCUGGGAAGAGGCCUGUCCAAUAUGGGUCAGCAACCAAAUGGAAGGACACAGAACCGGAGCUGCUAUGUGGCCUGGAACAGAUGUAAAAAUACAUGGAGUCUUUCCUACGCACUAUAUGUCUUACAACGAGUCUGUUUCAUUCAAAGAUCGAGUUGACAAACUUAUUGAUUGGUUUACAUCAGAAGAACCCAUCAAUUUUGGUCUUCUGUACUGGGAGCAGCCUGAUGCGAUGGGGCAUGUUUUGGGCCCAGAAAAUCCACGUAUGGGCGCAGUCAUUAGUGAGAUUGAUGACAAGCUAGGAUAUCUUGUGUCAGAACUGAAGAAAGCAAAGUUGUGGGACACACUGAAUAUCAUAAUCACAAGUGACCAUGGAAUGGCACAGUCCUCUUCAGAAAGGCUCAUAGAGCUUGAUCAGUACGUGGCUAGAGAGCUGUAUACAAUGGUUGACCAUUCUCCUGUGGUAGCGAUUUUACCAAAAGAAGGCAAACUUGAUGAAGUGUAUGAAGCCUUGGUCAAUGCUCAUCCCAACAUGACUGUUUAUAAAAAGGAGGAGAUUCCAACUAGAUUACACUACAAACACAACAGUAAAAUUCAACCAAUCUUAGCAAUGGCUGAUAAAGGAUGGGAAAUUUUACAAAACAAGUCUGAUCAACUUCUCUUGGGUAAUCAUGGAUACGACAAUGUCCUACCAGAAAUGCACCCAAUCUUCUUGGCCUAUGGUCCUGCCUUUAGAAGGAAUACCACCAAAGAAGCCAUGAGUCUCACAGAUCUGUAUCCCUUGUUGUGCCAUCUGCUUGGUAUCAGUUCAUUGCCAAACAACGGGUCACUCAGCAAUGUGGAAGAUUUGCUUCUUAUGGAAGUUCCAAGAGACCUGAAUCCGAAAUAUUAUGCACAGGAGUCCUAUGCCUGUUUUAUAGGAGUUUUUCUUGGUAGCAUUCUUGUUAUUGUUUUUCUUCUUGUUUUUAUUAAACACAUAACCCAGAGCCACCUACCUAGCAUGCAGGUACAACACACUGAAAUUUCCCAGCCGUUACUACAAGGGUAAUAUUACUUUCUAAUGAAGGCACUUUAAUAAAAAACAAUGAAAAGUUAAUCUAGGUAUUUUGAGCUUAAAAGUUUUCCUAGAAAUUAGGUGAGGAAAUCUGCAAAAAUAAAUGCACAUAGUGCACUGGAGUAAAUAUGUAGCAGAUGCAUACAGGGAGAACGUGUUUCUGUUGCGCCAUAUAACCACUUGAUUUUUCAGGGGUUGAAAACCCUUCUAGAUAACACUGGAAGGAUAUGUAUAUAGAUAUUUAGUACCUUUAAACCCUUGGAUACCUCAUUUUAAGCUAAUAUUGGGAAAUAGAAAUCAUUUGAGAUUCACUAAGCUCUUGGUCUUUAUCUUCUGGAUUUAAACAAAAAUCUAUUUAGGUUAAGAAAAGAGUGUAAGGGAUCCACAGUGGAAGAAUGGGCAGAUUAAAUCUAUACUAUUCAAAAUGCUCUGAUUUUGUGCAUUCAAUAUAAAUAUCACUAGAAUAGUGUUUGUACAAGUUGCAAAGCCAUGUAUGUCUCUGAAUUCUCUCUCUAAAUUAUAGCAACUAAAAUACAUACCUUGAUAUAUUCCAAUUUUGUUUACUAUAAUAAUCAGUCAGCAUUAAAUGUAUUUGAACUGCUAUUUGGUUAAAAAGUUUAAGGCUUUGAUGAACUAAAAUAUUCAAUAACGAAGUGAAGUAGGAAAAAACAUCAUAACUAACAAGAACCUACAUGGGUCUGUAUCAUACCAGGAAGACUGAGCUGAAUUAUCAAAAGGAUGCUAUCUCAUGGAAGUAAUAAACAAAAUAUUGGACACAGCAGGCCAAAUUCCCCACCCCACCUCCGUUUAAGCAGCUGUAAUUCCACUGAUGCCAGUGGAGUUGAGCCCCUACCAGUCACCAGUGAGUUUGACUGCCCUUUUUAAAUAAUAUAUCUUUGCAAGGUGGGGGAUAUGUAGGACUUUCUUUGCAGCCAUAGGGCAAUCUGCAUCACAUUGUUUGUUGCAGACAGGAAUCUGGGAAGUUUCCACAGAAACUAUACUGAUGCAGUGGAUACUGCUCACGAGUGAUGUGGCAAUGAGACCCUCUCUCAUUCAAGAUCUAUUGUAAUUAAAGAAUUUUGCUAGUUUUUAUGUAAAAACAAUUUUUUGUCUGAAUUGUAAAGGGUGGCUUUUGCUUGAAAGUGGAUCACACAGGAUAGUCUGAAAUAAGCAAGAAAAUUGAUAUAAUUAGCAGGAAUUCUUCCUUAAUGCAACUUGUGUAGUAACAAAAUUUGCUUGUGAGCCGUAAUCAUAAUUCUGCUGCUGUAGCAGACAUCUUUAUAGCUGAAAUAGGUGAUUGUGCAUUUUGGUCUUUAAUUGUAGCAGGCAGUGUUGUGCAUUUCUAAAUUGAGUUAUUUGACCCACAGAAGGCUGGUGUUUCAUGGGCUGUGGCUUAUUGUCAGAUUGGGGUGGGCAAGAAUACUGAAACUGAGUUGGUAGUCACAGAAUUCAGUUUCAAAACUCAGCAUUGUGUAUAACUUAAUCUGACUCAUGUCUGUGAAAUUCUGUUGUAAUUGUCCUGGGGAGCAUGUGCUAUUGCUCCAUCUCCAUCUUUGCUUAGGUGGUCAAGGAAAAUCACCCUGUGGCCAUAGUGUCUGUAAUGUAAAGCUGCCUGUUGCUGGAGAAGCCCACAUCCUGUUUUUAAUGUCAGGUGAUGAUAAAAGUAGACUAGGCAGUAAACUUUCAGUCUUAGCUCAUCAGACAAUUCUUCUGAAACAGAUGAAAAUGGUGUUCACAGUAGUGGUUAAGACCUUGAAGCUCAGAGCAGAUGAACCUAGAUUAAAAUCAGGCUACCAGUAAAAUUUCCUAACAGAAAGGACAGGAUCCACUGCAGUCUUUACUUUGGCAAUCUUGUACUCAGGAAUUGGUGGAAAGUAUUUUGGUUGGAUGGUAAGGGGAGAUGUUUUGUAUAAAAUCUCUACCUUUUCUGAUCUUAGUAACCUAUAUGCAAUAAUUCUCUCAGAUCAAUUGAAUGUAUUCAAAUUCAGAACUGAGAGCUACAAUGUGACAGCGCUUCCUACAUUGCAGAAGCCUAGAUAAUCUUCCCUUACUCUGUCCAUUUUCAGUAGCUUCUUCACUCAAGCUCCGUCUCCUCAUCCCCAUGACCUUGGUAUUAAAAAUGUCAUGCAGGAUAGACAAUGUGAUCUUUCUUUGCACAAUUAAAUAGUUAUUUUCUCUCAACGUGGCAGGGACCUUAAUGUGGCUUUUUAGCAAAUGCCACAGUGAGCAAGUAAAUUAUAUCCUUAAGGGUGUAGUAAGCACUUGCAAUUUGUUUUUAUAUCAGGUUAAAAGUUGUAUAAUUCAGUCUGUUAGGCAAUUUACUGAUUUAGGGAAAAAAGUUCAGUACAUCUGUCAACAGUAACAUUUGUACCCAGAAUUCCUAUAUCUAAACAUACAGUUUAGUGAAGAGCAAUGUGUUCUAAGAGAAAAUUUUGUAUUUGUGAGUCAAUACCCCCAGGAAAAAGGAAUUUUGCUUGUCACAAAACCUGUUUAAGUUGAAGCAUGCACUGUACUGUAAAAAUUACUGACAGGUUUUGAAGGGGGAACUGUGUGUUCAGCUGUUAGAUUUUUAUAUCCCUACAAGCUAAAAACUGUCUUUGUUUUCAUGUUUUGUUUUAGUGUAAAUAAAAAUCUUUAAUGUCUAUUGUUUAGGGAUAGUUGCAGGACACCUAAUAUCGGUUAUGUUUACAAAUGAACAAGCCUAAAUCUGUAAGCACAAAAAAUAGUACCAUGGGAGAAAUGUGAUAGAUGCUCCAGCCCAUGCUCUUUGAAAGGGCACAGGGUAUGAUGUGUGUGCCUUUUGAGUACUUUAAGAUUGCAUGUGACUGAGUUAGUGGAAGCUGGGGUUAAAAUAUAUUGCAACUGUGAGUUCAGGGAAUUGGAAAGCGUGCACUGUUAAACAAAACACACUAAAAUGUGGCAUACUUUGACUCUAGUCAAUAAUGUUCUUUCCUGUCUGCUUGCAAACUCAUCAUUUUGUCAGUGCUAGUAGUAUUCAACUCAUAACUAAGAUUGUUGAAAAAACCUGAAACUUGUAACAGUUUUAUGAAAAGAUUUAAUAGGCAUGUGUUUUAAUUACUGAAAUAAUUACAAUGGUAAAUAGUAAAGAAACAUGGGGGAGUUCUGGUUUCAUAAAUUGAAUGAGCAAACUAAGGGUCUGGGAUAUCAUGAAACUGUAAGGCCUCACAUGUAUUUAUCUUUUUAUUUUGAUAUAUGCAACUUAACUGUCUUCAUAAAGGUAUUUUCUGGCUGAGUUAACAAUUACUCCUAUUUAUUAAACUACUUUGGAGAGAAGUAAGGUGGAUGAGGUAGUGUCCCGUAUUAGAUGAACUUCUGCAGAUGAAAAGUUUCACGUAUACCAAGGAAAUGACUCAGUUGAAGCACCAGAAUGACUGAUUUAAUUCUUCCUUUAUUCUGCUUCAUAUAGGGUAUCACCCUCUCAAGUUUAGCAUAAUUCAGAUGCGGAUUUCCAAUUAAUACUCAAGCUUAGAGGUCAUGAUCAUCUCAAAUCCCAUUGUGAAAUAUACUCUUCAGUGCAUAUUACAAAAGAUGUGGCUUUAUACCAUUAUUGCCGAAAGAGAGAGAAAAUUCCAGAAACAGGAUGCCUGAUGGAGAAGGUGCUACCACAAUGUCCCUCUGUGGCAAGGUAGCUCCAGUUUUAGACAUCUCUACUGGUCUCAUCUAAGGCAUAGGAGCUGGGGCAAAACUGUUUUCUAGAUAACCAGAUCCCAUAGCACUCAAGGGCAACUCUAACGAAUCCUACUGUCCUCAUACUGUGCCAAAAAAGCUGGCAGUUUAAAAAAUAGCAUUGAGAACUUAGUUUGUCUAAUGGUAGAAGAUCUGCCAGUGCACUUAAUGCAGUUUUUACCCAAAACUCAUGUCUAAAACCAAUUGAGGAUUUAAGCAGUCUGAGGAUCAGCUAGCCAGCUUAUAUGUGCUGCAACCUUCUCCAAUAUGGGAUAUUCUACACAGGUUACUGUCUAAAACCGGCACCAGCUGCUGCUUUAAGGACAGGGGAAUGCAUUGAUGGUUAUUGAGUAUCUAGGCUUUUCAAGCUCACACCCACCCUCACCAACCUGAGCCCUUCCUGCUCCUAGCCCAGGCUGGUAGCUGAUGUGUGCCUCCUCUCCCUGCACAGCCAGUUGCUUUUGGAGAUAAAGAUCAUAGUCUGCAUUAACUGGGAAAUGCUAUCAUGUGCCAUAACAGCAAAAGCUGUAUCAGUUCCAAAGCAAUGAACAACAUGCCCUGUUUUUUGCUUAGAAAAAAAAUAUAGUUGAACACUUUAAAAUUUAUUUUACAGAUGUAAAUUGUUUUCACAGAAACCAAAACCAUACAAUCAAAAUAAAUAUUUCACCAUGUUAAGGCACUAGCCAUUUAAAAAUAGUCUGAUCUUAAGCACAUUAUAUAUACAUACACACAUAGGUGACAUUCUAAAUUCCCUUUAUUUUCCAUUCUUUCUACCUCUGGAAAACUGGAUGCAGCUCCCUGGAUGCAGCUCCCUUUAGAGCUACCAGUGCCACUGAGUAUCAGCAAGGCACCAUUCAAGAGCAGAGCUCAAAGUGCUGAGUUUUUUCUUCAAACCCUGAUCAGCAGCCUGGGGGUGAAGUGGUAUAUAGCAAAUCAUACUGCAUCACUAAAAGGUUCAGUGGUUUUCGGAUAAUACCGUUAGUUUACAACAGAACUUUAAAGUUGUGUUAAUAGGUUUAGAUACAAAAAGAUAUCAGUCAUAAGAUAAAGUCCAUUGGUUUUUCAUAUCCUUACCUCAGCACUAAACUCAAGUUUUUCUUCAUGUGUUAUUACAAUCAUGUUUUAACCAGAGAAAGCUUAUCCUGAAGUGAGGGGUCCCCAUUUAAAAAAAAAAA
Molecule: messenger RNA, 6374 nt
Organism: Gopherus evgoodei (Goodes thornscrub tortoise)
Lineage: Eukaryota; Metazoa; Chordata; Testudines; Testudinidae
Gene: ENPP5
Product: ectonucleotide pyrophosphatase/phosphodiesterase family member 5
Exons: 4
Coding region: 115-1506 (463 amino acids)
Source: RefSeq, a predicted model, not a curated record